AUGGAGGAAAGUUUGGAAUACAUCGACAUCAAGCUUUCUCCGGCGAAGCUCCCACUCGAUCUUCCUCUAGAUCCGCCGACGAAAUCUCCACCGAUGAAAUCUCACCGCCGUCUCCGGCGACGAGGCGACACCUGGGUAGUGUCUGUGUUGGUAAUAAUCCACAUAGGGUUUUUCGUUACGACGAUGGUGGUCAACGAUUGCUACACCAAUUCUCACGGUGAUUGCACUUUUCCAUCUCUCGGAAGGUUAUCGUUUCAGCUUCUCUCUGAAAAUCCACUGUUAGGUCCUUCCAUGUCAAAGUUGGAUGAAAUGGGAGCUCUUCGAAAGAACGUUUUGACGGAACAUCAUCAAACUUGGCGUCUUUUCACGUUUCCAUUUUUGCAUGCUGGACUCUUCCAUCUGGUUAUCAAUCUCUGCAGUGUGAUCUAUGUUGGAAUUCGCCUAGAGCAGGAGUUUGGGCCAUUAAGGGUUGGUAUAAUCUAUAUACUAUCUGCUUUUGUGGGUGCCUUAAUGGCUUCACUUUUUCUUCAAAGCAUCCCUUCUGUUGGUUCUUCUGGUGCUUUAUUUGGAUUACUAGGAACAUUGCUUUCAGAAUUUGUUUGGAAUUGGAAAUUUCAUACCAAUAAGAUUUCAAAAAUAGCAUCAUUAGUCUUUGUUUUUGUGUGCAACUUCUUCCUUGGUUUUAUGCCAUAUGUAGACAAUUUUUCAAGCAUUGGAGGUUUUAUAUCAGGAUUCCUUCUUGGAACUGUUCUUUUAUUCACCCCACAGCCCCAGCAAAUAACUCCAAAUAAAGGAGGUCAAAUUGAUUAUGGUUUUAAAAGUUACAUCAAGCUGAAGUUCAAGCAAAAGCUAGACAGACCAGUUACUAGAAUUGUUUCUCUUAUCCUCUUCACCCUGUUAUUGGCUGGUUGUUUUCUUGGAGUUCUUUAUGGAAUCAACAUCAACAGUUAUUGCACAUGGUGUCCAUAUGUUGACUGUAUCCCUUUCACAAGCUGGCAUUGCAAAGACAAAGAAAUCUUUUGUGAGACAAUGGUGAGUAAUGCUCACUUGACGAUGACAUGUUUGGGGAAUGGCAACUUUAAGGUCUAUCAUUACACCAAUAUCUCUCGAGCAAGGAUUAAUGAUUUGUGCUAUAUGAUAUGUUGA
This is a messenger RNA of Lathyrus sativus (Indian pea), 1146 nucleotides long. NCBI's taxonomy places the organism in Eukaryota, Viridiplantae, Streptophyta, Magnoliopsida, Fabales, Fabaceae. The record is from the annotation of a GenBank genome assembly.